Messenger RNA from Porites evermanni, 332 nucleotides. Lineage: Eukaryota; Metazoa; Cnidaria; Anthozoa; Scleractinia; Poritidae. The record is from the annotation of a GenBank genome assembly.
GUGAAAAGGCUUAAGUCAAAUCUGAAAUAUACCGAGUCAAAGUUGGUAAAAAAAAAAAAAGACCACCCUAAAAGAAAGAAAUACUAAAAAAGCCACUAUCAUCUAGGUAUCACGCAGAAAAGGGCAUCACGCUAAAAGGUAACACGCAGAAAGGCAUAACACAAAAAGGCGUCACGCAAAGAGCCAACACCCAAAAAGGCAUAACGCAAAGAGGCAACACGCAAAGAGAUAUCACUCAAAGACCCAACACGCAAAAAGGCAUCACGCAAAGAGGCAACACGCAAAAAGGCAUAACGCAAAAAAGGCAGUACGCAAAGAGACAUAAACCCUAA